Molecule: messenger RNA, 2020 nt
Organism: Chilo suppressalis (striped riceborer)
Lineage: Eukaryota; Metazoa; Arthropoda; Insecta; Lepidoptera; Crambidae
Source: the annotation of a GenBank genome assembly
CAUCAGCAAAAGUCAGCGUGCGUUUUCACGAAAGUUCCAAAAAAAUUUAAUUCAGUAGCUAAAAUGUGAUCUUAAAUUUGUACCUCAUAAUAAUUACUUUAAUUUUAUACGAUUAGAUUAGCUUAAUAUUUAUAAUCUUCAUGUGUAAGUCAUCGAAAAUGGUGUCUGGAAGUACUAGGGUGAUACAAGUCACCAACAUCGCGCCACAAGCAACUAAGGAUCAGAUGCAAACUCUUUUCGGAUAUUUAGGAAAAAUUGAUGACAUAAGACUUUACCCAACCAUCAGAGAUGUAUCCUGUCCCGUACAGUCACGCAUCUGUUACGUUAAAUAUUACGAUUCGGCAACCGUUAACGUUGCACAGCACAUGACCAACACGGUUUUCAUAGAUCGGGCUUUGAUCGUUAUUCCCAUGCAAUCGGGUGAGAUUCCGGACGAGCAUAAGGCUCUUGAAAUGUCUAGUAAUGGUACUUUAGUGCCUGGCCUGAGUACUGUUGAGCCACGUUUGCCGGCACACGUUAUCAACGCUCUUGAGGGUCUUUCACCCAAUCAAGUCAUACAGACUCAUGACCCUAAGAUGGCUGCUGCUGGACUCCCAGCAUAUCCUCCCUUACCAGCAGCUUAUGAUUCUCGUCAGAUUGAAGAAAUCAGACGAACAGUUUUGGUGGCAGACUUGGGCUCACUUACCCAUCAACAACUAAUUGACCAUUUCUGCCAAGCAGGUGAAGUAAAGUACUUGAGAUUUUGUGAUAGAGAUGCAGACAAACAAAAAUAUGUACUUAUUGAAAUGACAGAACAAGAAAGUGUCAUCAAAGCAUUGCAACUAAAUGGUUCAACAGUAGAGGGACAAACAAUCAAGGUACAUCAUGCUACACAAGCUAUUUCAAAGCCCCAGACUAAAAGCAAUGAAGCAGCACAGCGAGAAAUUGAGGAAGCAAUGUGCCGUGUGAAGGAAGCUCAAAACUUAAUAUCAGCUGCAAUUGAUCCAGUCAUUGGUUUACUGUCUAAAGAUAAGAGAAGGACGCGUUCAAGGUCCCGCUCGCGGCGCAGGUCGCGUUCGCGCUCGCGGCGCUCGCGGUCGCGACACCGCGGCAAGCGCUCGCGCUCACGCUCACGACACCGUUCGCGCCGUUCGCGCUCACGCCAUAGGCACCGUUCGAGAUCACGCUCACGUCAUCGCAGCUCCAGGCGAUCAAGAUCCAAAUCGCGUCAUCGUAGCUCCCGAUCUAAACGAGACCGUUCGCGCGACAAGAAAGAUAAAAAGGAUUCUUCUGAAAAAGAGAAAAAGAAUGAUAAAGAAAAAUCCAAAUCUCCACCAAAGGAAACAGAAAAGGUGGAAAAAGAAGAGGUAAAGGUAGAGACGAUCGAAACUAACGGUAGUUCUGAAACUAAGUCUAAAGCGUCAUCCCCUGUUGAUGAUAAAGAUAAAGAAGUUGAAAAAGAGAAGGAGAAAGAAACAUCACCGUCGAAGAAGAGGGAGAGAUCACGUUCCAAAGAUAGGAAACGGGAUAGAUCAAGGUCAAGGCGCAGGUCUCGCUCGCGAUCUCGAAGGAAACGAUCGAGGUCUCGCAAAAGAUCUCGAUCGCGUGAUCGCAAGAAGUCUCGAUCUCGUGACAGAAAGAGGUCUAGGUCUCGUGAUAGGAAACGGUCCCGAUCGCGUGAUAGGAAAAAGUCUAGAUCACGCGACAGAAAGCGCUCCAGGUCACGUGAUCGAAAGCGUUCCCGGUCUAGAGACAGGAAACGUUCCCGAUCAGGAAGUCGCCGCUCUAAGAGCCGAUCUCAUCGAGAUUCUAAAACACCACACGACAGAAGAACACGUGAUAGGAGCCCUAAUCUCUCCGUCAUUGAAGAGAAAACUAAUAAUACCUUAGAUAAAGCUCCAGAAAUUAUAGAAGAGAAAAAUUCUCCAGACAAUAUGGACAUCUCUAAUUCACCGUAAACACUGAAAUAUGCCUGAAUAUUGUGACGUCAUUUAUUCUGUAAUAAGUAUCUUAGUAAUGUUCAUAAGAAUGCUAAUGUUUA